Messenger RNA from Alosa sapidissima (American shad), 2537 nucleotides. It is a transcript of the gene sirt6, whose product is annotated as sirtuin 6. The record is from RefSeq and is a predicted model, not a curated record. Gene Ontology annotation, molecular function: NAD+ binding. The transcript has 8 exons. NCBI's taxonomy places the organism in Eukaryota, Metazoa, Chordata, Actinopteri, Clupeiformes, Clupeidae. Bases 172 to 1398 code for a protein of 408 amino acids.
GGGUUUGUGUUGUUCUUGCACUGUCCACUAAUAUCUGACGUCAUCUUGGAGGACCAACAAUCAUCGGCGGAAGAACUCCCAGUUGAAUUUGGUUAGCGGCAAGAAGUUGCUGUUCUCUGCCGAGUACAGUUUUUACGGAUUUAUCCCCUGUCUACGAUACUGGUGUGCACCAUGUCUGUGGACUACGCUGCAGGACUCUCACCAUACGCAGAUAAAGGCGUUUGUGGUAUCCCAGAGGUGUUCGACAGCCCGGAGGAACUGCGGAGUAAAGUGGAGACUCUGGCCAAGCUCGUGCGGGACGCUCAGUACCUGGUGGUGCACACGGGCGCGGGGAUCAGCACAUCUGCGGGCAUACCCGACUUCAGGGGUCCUAAGGGUGUGUGGACGAUGGAGCAGCGUGGGGAGUCUGUGCGUUUCGACACCACGUUUGAGGAGGCGCGUCCCAGCCUCACCCACAUGGCCCUGCUGCAGCUGCAGAGGAGUGGGCGCCUGCAGUACCUCAUCAGCCAGAACGUGGACGGCCUACACAUACGCUCCGGAUUCCCGCGAGAUCGUCUAUCGGAGUUGCAUGGCAACAUGUUUGUGGAGGAGUGUGGAAAGUGUGGCAAGCAGUAUGUACGGGAAAAGGUGAUCGGUGUGAUGGGACUGAAACCCACUGGAUCCUACUGUGAGGUUACCCGCUCACGAGGCCUACGGGCAUGCAGGGGGAAGCUGAUGAGCACCAUACUGGACUGGGAGGACUCGCUGCCAGACCGUGACCUCAACCGAGCUGACGAGGCCUCCAGGCGUGCUGAUGUGGCCAUUACGUUGGGAACGUCUCUUCAGAUUAAACCCAGUAGUGAUCUUCCUCUCAUCACCAAACGCAAGGGAGGCAAACUGGUCCUCAUCAACCUGCAGCCCACCAAAUAUGACAAGCACGCCGACCUGCUUAUCCAUGCGUACGUUGACGAGGUCAUGGCUCAGCUGAUGAAGUGCCUGGGGAUGGAGAUCCCCGCGUGGGAGGGGCCAACGCUGUGCGAGACCUCCCCCGGCGACCCGUUUGCCCCGCCCCUCAGCAAACUGAAGACUGAGCUGAAGGAGGAGGAGAAGAAGAAGAGGAGGGGAUCACGGGAGAUAAAGAAAGAAGAGAAGGAUGGAGAGAUGGAGCUAAAGAAAGAGAAGCAGGAUGGAGAGAUGGAGGAAGCCACGGGUGUCAAACGAGAACAGGAAGGCCCGCCCUCAGAGAGCCCUCCAAUGAGGGAACCUGCAACAGUGACUGACAGUGGCUCUGAGCCAAUGAGAACACAAGCUGGCUCUUCAAGCGAUUCAAGGUCGGUUAACGGGGCAGAACACGAGCCUUCCUGCCCGGAUCAGCCGUCCGAACCCAAAAAAGCCCGGACUGAGGUUUCUGCUACUUAAACAGACUGAAUCACACACACACACACACACACACACACACACACACACACAGACAGGACAAACUUUACCAGACAGACUGACCAUGUCUUGGACUCCUGUCGUGUGUGGCCUGAAUCUGCUCUGAUGUCACCUGGUCCCUGGCGCUUCACAGAAUCUCAAUACAAGCAACAAAGUACUGUGUACAGGACACCAGGAAGAACUAGCCAGUAGGAGUCAGUCAGUCGUGUGUGUGUGUGUUUGUGUUUGUGUGUGUAAGAUCUCGCAUGACCACACUGUAUGUUACAGUGUACCAGGAGCAUCCUAAAGACUUGGUGUGGAGCCUGACGAUGGCUGUGUGAUUAUGGAUUUGUAUCAGGAUCAGCCUCCCAGAUUUCUUCUGUCACAGCUUAGAGAAGCUCUCUGUUCAUGUUCUUCAAAUGGACAUGAUCUCUGUUUCUUUGAACUGCCUAUGAGCCCAUUCAAUUGUCUGGCCAAUGUCUCUGAUAUGCAAAGCCAGUUGUUACCUGUAACAUGCACACGGCACACGCACACAGUCUCGGCAGCCCUCUGUUCCCCCUCACUCAUCAGCACGCCUGGAACACACACACACACACACACACCCCUGUGAUCUCCUUCAUGAGUUUCUGUCCUGAUUUCCCUCUCGACUGUCUGGUGGCGGUUUGGUCAGUCAUCACUGGUGGCCUGGCGUCUUCCCGCCUCCCCUCACCACAGAGAGAGUGUCGACCGCCUCCUGCUCCUUUGUGUGUGUCCUCUGACAGAGGGACUGCCUCCCUCUUUAGUGUGUGUCUGUGUGUGUGUUUGUGUGUGUCUGACAAUAGAGAAACCACCUCCUGGUCUAUUGUGUAUAUCGGACUCUGCCUGUGUUUGGGAAUACUCUGGUGGAACGUUCUGAAUGUUUUUUGUGUCAUGUCUGUGUGUGUGUGUAAGUGUAAGAGAGAGAGAGAGCAUUUGUAAUUUAUUUCGCUGUGUAUGUGUUUCUGGUUCAAAGACUUUCUACUGAAAUUGACCUCUUCCGCCUAGCUAUUUCUCAGUCUUCCUCUGUCUAACUCAAACAGUCUGUGUAUUUUCAAACAUUUGUGCUCGUCAAUAAGAGGCAAUCACGUGUGUGUGUCUGUGUGUGUGUGUGUGUGUGUGUGUGU